AUGAAGCAUAUGUUCAAGAGAUACAACGUAUUAUUGAAACAACAUCCAUUUACCACAAAUGCAAUCACCACAGGGAUAUUACUUGGAACUGGAGAUGCCCUUGCCCAAUUUUUGUUUCCCCAACAGCCAGAUCAACCAUUUGAUUAUUAUCGUAACUUACGAGCAAUAUUCUAUGGAUCAUUGAUUUUUGCCCCUAUUGGAGAUAAAUGGUAUAAAUUGUUAAACACCAAGAUUGUUUGGCCAGGUGGUGGUAAGAAUGAACGUACCAAAUCCACCAUUCUACGAGUCAUGGCUGAUCAAUUGAUCUUUGCACCAUUCAUUGGAAUCCCUUUAUACUAUAGUUCAAUGACUAUAUUGGAGAAUAGACAACCAUUUAUGGAGAAUAUUGCGACCAAGUUUGAGACAAGUUGGUGGACCACAUUAAAAGGGAAUUGGUUGGUGUGGCCAAUCUUUCAAUUUGCUAAUUUCUAUUUAAUACCUGUUGAGUUUAGAUUAAUGGCUGUUAAUGUGAUAAGUAUCGGAUGGAAUACCUAUUUGAGUUAUGUAAUGCAUAACACGAAGUAA
Molecule: messenger RNA, 564 nt
Organism: Candida tropicalis MYA-3404
Lineage: Eukaryota; Fungi; Ascomycota; Pichiomycetes; Serinales; Debaryomycetaceae
Product: ethanol metabolism protein
Exons: 1
Coding region: 1-564 (187 amino acids)
Cellular component (GO): cytoplasm; mitochondrion; membrane
Source: RefSeq, a predicted model, not a curated record